UUUGAUUACGAGAUGUUGCAAAGAAUUGAUUCAUAAUUAUUAAAUGAGUGCUGUUUCUGAAGUUUUGCUUAUAUUUUAAUUUGAUAUGUCAAUAGCGGAAAUGUGUUGUUGAAAAAUGAUACCUGAAUUUAUUGCCAAAAUCGAAACGCAGGACUUUCAGUGAUCGUUUCCUAUUAAUAUAAUCGUAACUGUAACUUUCAUUUCUAUCGAUCGAAGUUUUUUUUUACAACAAACGUCAUUGAAGUUUAGCUUGGAUUUUGAAAAAGUGUGCUUUUCGUCUUACAAUGGAAUUGAAUGCAGAAAGCAUUUUAGAUGCAUUGAAUGACUUCGAGAGAAAGCCCGUUGAAAUACCUCCGAUAUUGGAAGAAUAUUUACAACGAAUUGCACAGAAUGGGGAAAUAAUAUUUCCGUGGUGCAAACUAAAACCCUUAUUGAAGAGGAAACUUGAACUGGUGCUUGAUGAAUUUUAUGAAACAUGCCCAGCAGAAGUAUCAUUACCUGUGCCAAAUUUUGAAACAUUUAAUUUUGAUAAUUUAAAGAAAAGUAUACUUCAGGCAGUUGAUUCGUUUACGAGCGCGCCUUUUACAAUUCAAAGACUGUGUGAACUAGUAACGAACCCCAAGAAACAUUAUAAUCGUACUGAUAAAUACAUGAGAGGCAUAGAAAAGAAUGUUUUAGUGGUUAGCACUAUAGAACCUCGGGUAGGUGUCCAGGGUGAUGGAAAUAAUGCAAAUCUGAAUCCAGUCGUGAAUGGAAUGAUAAGUGAUUCUCCUCGGGAUGAUAAUGAUUGCUUUAAUGGCCACGAGAAUUCUGAUAAUGUGUCGUCGUCGAACAUAAAUACUCCUCCUUGCCAUGUAUUACUAGAAAACUUUGCAAAUGUAUUUCCGUCUGCAGCAUGUAUUCCAUCAGCAUCAAAUAUUUGCAUUAAUAGGGAAAUUGAUAAUAAUUUUAUGGCUAACUCAGAAUGUGUUGAAACUCAAGAAGUUGAGUUUGAAAAUAGUAUGCAAGCUGAGCAGGCUGGGAAAGAAAAUAUUGAAGCUAAAGAAGAAGCAAUGGAAGCUUCUAGUGAAGAAAUGCAGACCACAUCUGCAAUAAAUGAGGAAGUAACAUCUGGUGUAGUGGUAUCUUCUGAAAAUUCAAAUAUCGAGAAUGAAUUUCCACCAGCAGAAGAUAAACAGCCAAAUAACGACGUACAAUCAGAGGAGUCUUCUUCAUCAAUUAGCACAGAUGACAAGAAUGAAAAAGAAAAAAAUGCAGGAUCCUCAGGUUCUUGCACUGCAAAUUCUGAUAAAGAAGCUAACAUGUCUAGCCAGUGCCAACAAGAUGACACAGUUUCCCAAAGUGAUGACAGUUCUCAUGAUGUAACCAAGAUAUCUCAAAGCGACGAAGUAAAUUCAAAUACUAGUCAAGGUGCCGACAAUGAAGUUGACUCGGAAGUAUCACAAAAUAUCUCAACUAGUGAGUCUUCUGAAAACUCUAUGGAACUAGAAUCUUCUAGUUCUAAUGAACAGGCCAUUUAACUGUGUUGUUGGUCAUUGCUUCUUGUGCAUCAGCUACUGGCUAUUCGAUGAAUAUUGCUCGUAGCAAUCCAUCAUACAAUAUUUUAGUCUCAUGAUCAAGAGCGUUCUGGAUAGAUUUAUUUUUUAAUGCCUUGCAGGAAAAAGUGAGGUGACUUUUCUACCAUUUAAUGUAACAUAUUUUAUUGUUUAAAACAGUUUUUUUGCCAUUUCAUCUGUCUGAUUUUCAAAACUGAUGUUGCAGUUUUUUUUAUAUCAAAAGUGAAAUAUAAUUCAGACUGACGAGUACUUAUUUAAAACUAAACACAAUUUUUCUGUUUUCGAAAGUGAAUGCUUUGUUUUAAAAUAUGCUUAAUUUUUCAUGGUAUGAGUUUGAUAAUUUUUUUACAGGUAUAAAUUUUGAAUGUUUAAUGUAUAUCUGUAAUUUUAUUACCAUAUUUAUUUGAUUUAAAACCUGGAACUGCUCGAGAUAAAAUUUUUGAGCAAAACUUAAGAGGAGUAGCAGGAAUUGGACACCACAUCUCCAAAAAUCAAGUGAAAAGUUGAUUUCCAUUUUGCCUAGUUUGGCUAGAAUAAAUUGUUCCAAUAACGAUUUGAUUCAUGUUUAUAUAUGAGAAAUGUUUGCUGUAAUACUUAAUUUAUUCUUUAUAUCUCAGUUUUGAUAUUUUUGUUCAGAUAUAGAAUUUAUUUGCAAAAUAUUAUUGAUUUGAGUAGUUAUAUUGUGAAAUAUCGAAGGUUGCCAAAAAUCGUAGACUAUUACUGAAUUAUUAAAAAAUAUGGCUAGUUUUAAUAUUAAACAAUAUAAUUUCAUAUUCAUUUUAGAGAAAUGACCAUUAAGCAAUUAAAAUGCAAAUAUUAUUUUAAUAUUUAUACUGGAUAAAAUUGCAUCAACUUAAACUACAGCAAAAGCAUGCGUGUUAAUAUAUGUGAUGAGAACUGUAAUUGAAAUUUUUGAAUUGAAAGAAAUGUUUAAGUCUUGAAUUUUCAGUGUAUUAUAAACAUUUGCAAAAUCAGUGUUCUUGUUGGGAGUAAUUCUUUUUCUUCUAUAACUUUUUGCCUUAACUGUCUUAUGUUUUCCAUUUACAUUCAGAAAAAAUGCAAUUGUGAAUAGUUGAUCUCAUUUAAUCUGUAUUUUUAAAUUGGAGCUUAGUAAAGAGAGUAAAUCGAAUGAAAACAUUUGAUUGAGAAAUUAUUUGCCUUAUCUUCUUUUCCCUCCCUCUGUGUUUUUUAUUAUAUAUGUAUGUAUAUAGCUUUAGAAUUUCACAACUUUAAAAAAAAAUUUUUUUUUAAUUUUGCUGAAAUUUUUCUUUGUUUGCCUUUUGUGCUCUUAAUAUUCUGAAAACUGCAGCGUAAAUAUUGGACAGCUAAUUGAUUUUCAAUGUGGCAGUUUAAGAAAACUAAUGUUUCUGUGUGUAAGAAAAGUUUAAGAAAACUAAUGUUAUGUAAGGCAGUGAAAAUGCGAUUCUUAAGUAUUGAGUGAAUUUAAUAUAAAAUUUAUAUUCGAAGAAGUUGUGCAUUUGAGUAGCAUAUUUAAUCAUAGAAUUGAAAGGCUGUAAAGAAAGAAGUAGUUUAAAAUGGAUUAUUUUUAGGUAUCUGGGGUGUACUGUUAUCUUGUAUAUAGAUUGCGCAAAAUAAGUACAGUGUGUUGAGCAAUAAAAAGUAAGGCUUUUGUGUCAUGAA
Stegodyphus dumicola is the source of this 3197-nucleotide messenger RNA. RefSeq lists its product as uncharacterized. Gene Ontology annotation, molecular function: protein phosphatase regulator activity. Gene Ontology annotation, cellular component: cytoplasm; protein phosphatase 4 complex; nucleus. Lineage: Eukaryota; Metazoa; Arthropoda; Arachnida; Araneae; Eresidae. The record is from RefSeq and is a predicted model, not a curated record.